AUGGUGGAGAAUACCCAGACCACAGGAUCGCUCGAGACCUCUGACGAUGAGAAGCGCGCGUUUGCACGCGAGUCAGUGUCGUUCAUUCUGGCCUCCCCCCAGCUCCGCGCCAUUGAGACAGGGGCUGGGGACGGAAACAGCAGCAGCAGCAGCAGCAGCAAGGGUCCGUGGGUGGUUGGUGCUUCGUCCUGGCUGCGACCCCAAGUCAACCUCGAAGAGGUCGAAUCAUUCCGGGUGCGAGUGGAGGGAGCGGGUGGCCACAGAGCCAGGGGCGCAGAGCAGUACAAGAAGCGGUCCAUGGCAGCAGCAGUGCGCGCAUUCUCCACCGCCAAGUCCUUUGUGCUCUCCUGCGCUGCCCUCCACUUCAACCUCGCGGCCGCCCUCGCUGCUCUUGCUCGGCACGAGGAGGCAGUAGCAGCAUGUGACGAGGCACUAGCUCUGAUAGCAACACACAGCAAGGCGAGGAAGAGGCGUGCUGACAGCCUGGCAGCCCUGGGCAGGCAUGCAGAGGCCGCAGCAGAGUACCUGCUGCUGCUGCAGCUGCAGCCAGGGGAGAGAAAGUGGGAGCAGAUGGCAGAAGACCAGGCGAGCAAGGCUCAGAGUACUGCUGGCGGCGGCAGCAGCAAUACCUAG
Messenger RNA from Closterium sp. Yama58-4, 633 nucleotides. Lineage: Eukaryota; Viridiplantae; Streptophyta; Zygnematophyceae; Desmidiales; Closteriaceae. The record is from the annotation of a GenBank genome assembly.